Messenger RNA from Impatiens glandulifera, 1275 nucleotides. RefSeq names its product zinc-binding protein A33-like. The record is from RefSeq and is a predicted model, not a curated record. NCBI's taxonomy places the organism in Eukaryota, Viridiplantae, Streptophyta, Magnoliopsida, Ericales, Balsaminaceae. The transcript has 2 exons. Bases 285 to 1106 code for a protein of 273 amino acids.
UAGGGAGAAAGAUGAACACAGAGAAACAACGAAAGGAGAUUUGAAUUUCAAAUGUAUAUUUUGAUGUAGAGAAAAACAACGAAAUCUCAACAAAGAUCGUUUUCAAACAGUAUCGUUUUAAAGCUUUCUUCACCAAUUCUCAUCAGAUCCGAUCCUUUAUGUGUUUGAUUGAUCAACGUAACCGCGAUUUGAACGAUGAAUCUUCGCCUUAUGGAUUCGAUUCAAGUUUAGCGUCGUUGAUCAUCGAUCGAUUUUGUUCAGUUUGAUUACUGGCGCUUGUUCUGAUGGAAAUGAAAGAAGGAGAGACUCGCCGGAAUGGUCUGGCCGGUUUAUCAUUAAGCACAAUUCUCGGUGAAGGAGAGAAACCGCUGAGUCCAGGAAAUCGUACUUUACUAGACAUCAUUAGUGACGAUCCAAACAGCGGUUUUAAGAAGAAUAAAAAGAAUUGGACAGCAUUCAAGGAUAUGAUCCGUCUACAACGUGCCGGUGUAGCUUGGACCUCCAUUAUUACAAUUCCCGUAUCAGAUGUAAACGUUCCCAAUCUCAUCCGUUCAGUAUCAUCAGGAGCACAAUCGUUUCGGCGUCCUCCAACGCUAAACAUUUCCGAUCCAAUUCAUGAACCGAUUGAUCAAAUUACAACGGGAGAGAAUUCCAAUCAAAUCGAGUCUGAUUCGGCUCUAAUUCCAAUCAACCGUCCACAAAUGGUUCGUCGUGACUCGAGUCGCGUACCUGCACCGGCUUCGAAGAGAUAUAGUUCGUUGAACAUAGCGGGAGACGAAUUCCCUGAAGUUUCGAGUGAGGGAAGCGAAGAGGGGGAGGAGGAGGAGAAGGGAACUCAUGAGGAGAGUACGUCUCUGAUGGCUUUACUGGAUUUCAAUGAAGAUGAUGAUGAGGAUGAUGAUGAUGAAGAAGAUGGAGAUGGGGAUUCAGAUGAAUCUGUAGAAUAUAGCAUAUGCUCUGUUUGUAUGGUGAGUCAUAAGGGUGCGGCUUUCGUUCCAUGUGGACAUGCAUUCUGCAGAUUAUGCUCUAGGGAGCUUUGGGUACAAAGAGGUACGACUUGUCCUCUUUGCAAUGGCUUCGUCGUUGAGAUUCUUGAUAUCUUCUGAUUUUCAAACUGUGAGUUUUCCAUUAUCUGCUCUCUGUUUCAUUCUUCUUCUUCUUCUUCUUUAGGUUUAGAAAUUGCAUGGACCAUUUAAAGGUAAACAAACAAACAAAAAAUUGAUUUCAAAUGUCUCCAUUUUAUAUUCAAAUUGCUAAAGUUUUGAAACUAUUUUA